CACGAAUCGACCGCAUUGUGUCCAGGGAGUGCGGUUUUUCAUAUCGGUACCGGACAUUUCAUCGUUUCACUAACUACCGCAAGAGGGGGAAGUGGUAAAAAGGAGGGAGAUUACAAGUUACACGUGCAUCAGUAAGAAAGAAUGUCGCUGAUCAAUAGAUUCAUGAUCGUGGUUAAACGAGGAGCUGGGUACAAUUUGCAUCACACUUGUAAAUACUCAAGUUUCAAUGACAAGCAAGACGACCCGAACGAUUUGAUCACUAAGUCAGUAUUCAUAUCGCAAUCCACGGAUGUGUUCAGAAAUUUAGCGUUAGAAGAUUGGUUCUACAGAAAUUAUAAUUUUACGAAUCAUCAUGUGUUGCUACUUUGGCGCAACGAUCCCUGCAUAGUAAUCGGGCGUCAUCAGAACCCAUGGAUCGAGCAUAAUGUUCAGAUUGCGGAGAAACGUGGUAUAGUUGUGGCUAGACGGAACAGCGGUGGUGGUACCGUCUACCAUGACACUGGUAACCUAAACUUGUCCUUUUUUACACCGCGGGAACGGUACAACCGGAAGUACAAUUUGGGCAUCAUUACUAGAGCUCUGUACCGCGAAUGGGGCGUAAAGGCUGACAUUAACAAACGCGAAGACAUCGUUGUCGAAGGAGAAUAUAAAGUAUCCUUUGAUAUAUCUGGCACUGCAGCAAAAUUAGGACGGCCGAACGCGUAUCAUCACUGCACGCUGUUGGUCGAUGUAAACAAAACCGCUUUAAGCUUAGCGCUCGAGAAGAAAGAGAAUGGCAUAGAAACGAACGCUACAGCGUCCAUCCGUUCUCCGAUAAAAAAUUUGAUAGAAGUAAAUUCCCAUGUACAAAUGGACAAGUUGAUUAAAGCGGUCGGCUGGGAAUUUCUUCGUACAAAGGCACUUGUUUUAGAGGACGGUGGACAGAAUCUCAUACAACGUCAGAAAGGAUUUCAGUACAUUAAUCCUACCGAAGAUUGGUUCCCAGGACUCGACGAAUUAGUAAACGAAUUUAGAUCCUGGGAAUGGAAUUAUGGUAAAACGCCAAAAUUCACGGUAACGCGUGUUCUCGAUGUGCCUUUACGCGACAGUAAAGUCCAUCGGUUCACUUUAACGUUGGACAUACAGAGUGGUAUCAUCGAAGAGAUCAAAAUGAGACUUCCAGCCGAUCUGGUAUCGAAGGAUUUCAGUCAAGAGGCAAGCGUGAUAACUAAUCUACGCGGCACCAGAUACGAUCACGAAGUAAUGGAAAAUAUAAUAUCCGCGAUCGGUUGCAAGACUGUUACAUUAAGUACGAGCCAAAAUGUAGAUAAAAGUAAUAUGAUUGCUACGCAAUGAUUAAAACCACCAAACAAUCACAAUGAUUGCGCUUAAAUUUAACGCAAUGACAAAGUCACCUUAUUGUAUAAUAGCUAUGCAAAUAGUGUAGACUUGUGUCGUGUAUAGUCUCUUUUUGUUUUGUUGUUUUUUUAUUAAAGACUUGUGUUUAUUAUCACUGUGUAUGCAUGUAAUAUAUAUAUACAUAUAUAUUGUAACAUAAACGAUACAACAAAUGUAUUU
Molecule: messenger RNA, 1557 nt
Organism: Megachile rotundata (alfalfa leafcutting bee)
Lineage: Eukaryota; Metazoa; Arthropoda; Insecta; Hymenoptera; Megachilidae
Gene: Lipt1
Product: Lipoyltransferase 1
Biological process (GO): protein lipoylation
Cellular component (GO): mitochondrion; cytoplasm
Molecular function (GO): lipoyltransferase activity
Source: RefSeq, a predicted model, not a curated record